Besnoitia besnoiti is the source of this 2013-nucleotide messenger RNA. RefSeq lists its product as uncharacterized. NCBI's taxonomy places the organism in Eukaryota, Apicomplexa, Conoidasida, Eucoccidiorida, Sarcocystidae. Gene Ontology annotation, cellular component: small-subunit processome; nucleolus. The transcript has 4 exons. Bases 1 to 2013 code for a protein of 670 amino acids. The record is from RefSeq and is a predicted model, not a curated record. Gene Ontology annotation, biological process: tRNA splicing, via endonucleolytic cleavage and ligation; rRNA processing. Gene Ontology annotation, molecular function: tRNA-intron lyase activity; nucleic acid binding.
AUGGAGUCGAAGACGCCUUCAAUCGCGCAGCCUCGCCCCCUACCCGUGAAACGCAGAAAAGCUCAAAGUUCUUCCGAUAGCUUAGGCUCGCGCCCCCGGUUGACCGGCACAGCCUGUUCUGGGUCGCUUUCUUCACAGUCGUCUUCGCUCCCAACCGUCACUUCGUCUUCUCUCACCGUCCUGCCUCUGUCAAGCUGGCCUUUCGUUUCUUUGUCUGAAGCGGCUUCGUCAGCGUCGGCUCCUUUACCCCCGUCGGUUUCCUCGUUGUCGGCGGAUGCACACCUUUCCGCUUCGCUGCCUUCGGGUGUCUCCCCCAGGCAACCGCCUUCAGCGUCCUAUUCCUGUCGCCUGUGUUACGCGUGCCUGCGGGCCAGCCUCCGCAGGCGUCUGGAGGCUGCGGGCUGGCUUGUCGACUCCGGACUCAAGUUCGGCGUCGAUUUCAUCCUUUACUCUCGCUCGAAAGACCACAGUCACGCUGACCUUGGCGUGCUUCUUAUCCCCUACGAACAAGCGACUCAUCUGGCAGCGUCCUCACUCGCCGGCGCCUCCGUCUCUUCGCCGUCAUCUGCAGCCGCUUCAUCGUGGUUUAUCGCGGGCCAAGAGGCUUCCGCUGUUCUGUGCCGCGUCACGUGGCGGGACGUCGUCGCAGCUGCGCGUCUGUGCUUGUCAGUGUCCAAGCGUCUGUUGCUGGCAGUCCCCUUCAUCCCGGCGACCCGCGCCCGCACUGCGAACGACGCCGCGAACCUUUCCUUGUGCAAACAAAGCGAGGGCCCCGCACAGACCAGGACGAGUUCCAACGACACUCUGGGGGAGCCCGGCGAGUCCGUGUUUCUUUACGCCUCGUCUCGCGACUCGUCUCAUAUUUCUAAACCACCCUCUUGGCUCUCCGCUGCGUGCCCAGACUCGGCGCGUACGGCUGCGGCUCCCGCCGUCUCCUCGGAGUCAAGACUCGAGCCUUCGUCUGCCAGCGCGUCGGCUGGAGCGUGUCCCUCCUCGGCGAGGGCGCCUGGAGGCGAAGAACAGUGCGCCUGUCGCUCGUCUGCGCGUGAGGCAGACCGCAAGAAGCGAGCAACACACGAGACCUCGCAACUGAGCCUCGAAGCAGAGAGCGAGACAGACGCAGGAGAAGCACGAAGGGAAGGAGACACAACUAAGGCAGGACUCCAAGAGGGCAUAGAGACGCGCCAGGGCGGAGUGCCGUCCCACAGAAGCACGGACGAAGAGAAUCGGAUGUCGGGCUCGAAGAAUUUGAUUCAGCGCCGCGCGUACCGCGAGCGCACGCAGGACCUCCGUCGUGCGCAGAAGUACCCUUUUUUGGAGAAGAAAAAGGACUGGAAUCUUCGAGCGAUGCGCCACAAGACGCAGCAGCAGCUGGUCGCGCACCUUGCGGAGAAGGCGCGCACAAGGAACGAAGAGGAGUUCUCAUUCCGCAUGCUCAAGGCGAAGCAGGGUGCGCUGCUUGCGUUUGGAGACCCCCAGAACGGCACGAGCGUCGCCCUCGACGAUGGCGCCGAGGACGAUUUAGACGGCGACCACCACCGGAAGCCCAACGGAGAGGAUAGUCGAGACGAAGGGGAAGAAAGUGGUGGGCAAAGUGAAAGCUGCGACGUGUCGAGCGAGGAGGAAAGCGGCGACGGUGAAGACGAAGAGGCAGCAGAGUGUCGGUGGUUAAGUCGAGCCCGGAGUCGUCAACUGAGCGACGAUGCGGCUUCUCUCGCAUACGAGGAGCCACAUUCCAUGGACGGGUUGUCUGAUCUCUCAGGCCCAGCAUACUCAGAAGACGAGGCAGCCGCACGCAGGCACCUUACGCCCAAACAGAAGGGAGCCAAGCGAGUGCAGACGUGGCUAGACGACCUUGAACAGGACACCCAGCACGCGAAGCGCCUCGCGAAACUCGCAGCCAAGUUGCAGUUGAAGAACGAUUUGGCGGGAAAGGGGCGGAGGAAGCUUGUGCGGGAAGGAAGCGGAAAUGUGUUGCCUGUGUAUAAGUGGUCGGCCGAGAGGAAGAAGUAG